AUGCUGAACGACAUGCACCAUGGUGUCGUCAAGUCGGUGCUGACGAUCCACCGCCUUCAAACAUCCUUCCUCAUCUCGUCACAACAUUUCAAGACUUCCUCUACAACCGCUGCGCCUCGUCACUCGCAGAUCAAAACUGGCCGUGGUCCAGACAGAAGGCAUCCGGGACAGUCUGCAAAAGCUCUUACCCAGCCGGACAUUCGAGAUCGAGGCACUGCACACUUUAGGCGACAAGGACAAGUCUACGGCUCUCUACGACUUUGGACAAAAAAGCCUAUGGACAGCCGAGCGGAAGAGAAACUGACAUCGGGCCAAUGGACGUUGUCGUGCGUUGUCUCAAAGACAGACAUUCCUCUCCGAGAUGACCCCCGUGAUGCUCUGGUAGUCAAGGCCGGCCUUGCCUACACCAGCCUACAGACACUUCCUCCAGGCGCCGUCGUUGGCACGUCAUCAGUGCGCCAUUCAGCGCAGCUUCGCCGCCUUUACCCGCACCUACGAUUUUCCAACCUGCGCGGGAACGUGGAUACUCGCCUAGCCAAGGUUGAAGACCCCGAAAGUGAAUAUACAUGCAUGAUCAUGUCAGCCGCGGGCCUCGAGCGUGUCGGUCUCAAGAGCCGCAUCAGCCAGUACCUCGGCUCCAAGGAUGGCGGGAUUCUGCACGCAGUCGGCCAGGGCGCUCUUGGUCUGGAAAUCCGAAAGGGGGACAGCAAAACGCUCCAAUUUGUCAAUCAGCUGGGGGACCGGAAAUCGACGCUUGCUUCCCUUGCCGAGCGCGCUCUGCUGCGUGCUCUGGAGGGCGGCUGCAGCGUUCCCAUUGGUGUGGAAACGGAGUGGAUUGGACAAUCUGAGCAUCAGGUACUGCGGAUGAAGGCCAUUGUUGUCAGUCUCGAUGGCACUGAGUGUGUUGAGCGCAGUAUAGACGCUAUGUUGCUGACGAAUGAUCAAGCCUCGCAAUUGGGGCGGGACCUUGCCGCGAGGCUCAUAGAUGGCGGCGCAGAAAAGAUUUUGAAGGCAAUUCGUACCAUGGCACUUGUUGGGCUAACUGUAUCUGCUUCAUCCAUCUUUGCCAAGAACACCUUUCUGGCCUCGCAAACAUAUUUCCCAAUGGACGAAGCUACGCUCAAACCAGCGAUGGAGACGGACCCAGAAAAGACCAAAGCAUCCUGGCAGGAAUACGUCUACAUCAAAGAAUUGCCAGACAACAUCGCGCCAUUCAAAGAACUGCUCCAACAAUACAGCAAGGUGCCCCCCGCUGAAGUCGACGCGUUACUUCUCCGUACCCGAGACCGGCUAUGGGACGUGGUGAAAUAUCCCUGUAUUGGCCGCUGGGCCUUCGCCAAUCUGCGCAGCAUGACAGACCCUCGCUUCGAAGCCGCCAGGCAGCGACUGCUCGCCGAGGACCCCGACUCCCGCAAGACUGCAGUCCUCGAUGUCGGCUGCUGCAUCGGCCAGGCCCUCCGCCAGCUCGCCUACAAAGGCGUGCAUCCGUCGCGCCUGUACGGAACAGACUUGCACCCCGAGUUUAUACACAUUGGAAACGAGCUGUUUGGGGACGAGCAACGAGGCCUCGCCUUUGUUGCGGGAGACGUGUUGACCGGCGACGCCAGCCUCGAGGAACUAGACGGCAAAGUAACAAUGAUACAUGCCGCGAACUUCUUCCAUCUCUUCGCAUGGGACGAGCAGGUAAGGGUUGGUGCUCGUAUGGUGCGAUUUCUGCAGCCCGGCACUACCGACGCAGUCAUUUUCGGGAGGCACAUCGGCACGCUCAGGCCGAGAGAGAUUGGGGCCCUGAGCAAAUGCCACCUCCAUAACCAGGAGAGUUUCCAGAGGCUGUGGGAUGAAGUCGGGCGGAGGACAGGCACCAGGUGGCGCGUGGAAGCCGAGGUGGUGGACCGGCUUGAAGUGAGCCUUCCGUUCUUUGGCGACGACGAGAGGUACAUGUUCUUUGGUGUUUACCAGAUGUAA
Metarhizium acridum CQMa 102 is the source of this 1965-nucleotide messenger RNA. Lineage: Eukaryota; Fungi; Ascomycota; Sordariomycetes; Hypocreales; Clavicipitaceae. The record is from RefSeq and is a predicted model, not a curated record.